AUGCAUGGAAGCGAUCUAGAGAACCGACCGGAAACCAAUGAAAGAAUACCACGAUGGAGCCUUGGUGUGCUCAACCCAAAGGACACACUGGCCCCCCUGGCGCCGCAACCUCGCCCUCCUCACAAUAGGUCUCUACUCCCUCCUCGGCGGUGGAACAACCCCCCUCCUCGCAGCAGGCUUCACCAACAUCUCCCAAAUCUUCUCCCUCCCCCUCCACCGCAUCUCCCUCACUACCGGCCUCGUAAUGCUCGGCAUCGGUAUCGGCUGUCUCCUCGCCUCCCCCACGGCGAUCUCUACGGGAAACGUCCCGUUUACCUAGCCGGCUCCCUCAUUUUUCUCCUGACAUGUGUCUGGUGCGUGUUAAGUCCGACGUUUGAGAGUUUAUUGCUUGCACGGUUUGUGCAAGGGGUGGCAAUCAGUCCUGUGGAGGCGCUGCCGAGCGCGACUAUCACGGAGAUAGGGGUUUACGGGCUUUGUUUGUUGGGGGGGAAGAAUUUGGUGCCGGUGAUGGGGGCGGGGGUUGUUCAUGCUUUGGGGUGGAGGUGGGGUUUUUGGGUGAUGGGGGUUGGGGUUUGUGGGGUUGGGUUGUGGGAGUUGGUGCCGGAGACGUUUUGGGAUAGGGGAGCUCCAGACGUGAUGGUUUGGGGGAGAUGGGUAUAUCAAAGCAGGAAGGUAGUAGAUGGUCUGGGGAGACGGUUGAGAUGUUUGAGCUGGUCGAGACGACUAACGAUCCUGCCACUACCUCAAUAUCUGCAGCUUGUUCAUCGUCAUCCGAGACGCCUGGGAACCAGGAUGUGGAAAAGAGGGCAACGGAACAUCAAGCGACGCCCCCGAGACGAAACGAUUACACCAGUCGCAUGGCGGCACGACCAAACGGGUCGUUCAGGACACAUCUACUGCCGUGGCACGGCAGAUUACCAGAGGAUGAACGCUGGUUACGUGUGGCGGCUAGACCGUUCUUCCUGUUUGCCUACCCGGCCAUCCUCUGGUCAGCGAUUACCCACUCUUUUAUCACUUGGUGCUUUCUCGACUGGCUUGGUGUAUAUUUCUGCAUUUAUUGCUAUGGCUCGCAAAAACGGAGGGGUGUUUGAGCCCGAGUUUCGACUGGUGAUGAUGAUGCCGGUGACCAUCACUACGGUAGUUGGGUUGGUGGGUUUUGGGUGGAGUGCUGAGGUGCAAGAUGCUUGGAUUGUUCCGACGGUGUUUUUUGGGAUUAUUUCUUCUGGAUAUUCAUUGGGUUCGACGACCGCCAUCACUUUCUGUGUGGAUAGUUACCGAGAAUUUGCCGGAGAGGCCCUUGUCGCAUUAAACUUCAGCAAGAACAUUUUCCACGGCUUGGUCUUCAGUCUCUUCAUUACUGGAUGGAUCCAGACUGACGGCUCGAAGAUUGUGUACAUUUGGAUUGGGAUUAUUCAGUUGCUGGCGAUGUUCUCUACAUUAUCGUUGUUUUUUUUUUGGGAAGAGGGCGCGGUAUUGGGCGUCAAAACAAGCGUUCCAUGA
Podospora anserina S mat+ is the source of this 1500-nucleotide messenger RNA. RefSeq lists its product as uncharacterized. The record is from RefSeq and is a predicted model, not a curated record. Gene Ontology annotation, molecular function: transmembrane transporter activity. The transcript has 7 exons. Gene Ontology annotation, biological process: transmembrane transport. The coding region runs from base 1 to 1500 and encodes 499 amino acids. Lineage: Eukaryota; Fungi; Ascomycota; Sordariomycetes; Sordariales; Podosporaceae.